Microsporum canis CBS 113480 is the source of this 375-nucleotide messenger RNA. RefSeq lists its product as uncharacterized. The transcript has 2 exons. Lineage: Eukaryota; Fungi; Ascomycota; Eurotiomycetes; Onygenales; Arthrodermataceae. The record is from RefSeq and is a predicted model, not a curated record. The coding region runs from base 1 to 375 and encodes 124 amino acids.
AUGGCCGGAUAUCUAUAUAAAGAAAAUUCUCUGAUAUCUGGUUCGUCCUUGAAGGAAUACGUUGCCUGCCAUUUAUCAUCCAAAGUCACUCUAGCUUUUCCUUCAAGCAAGGGGAACAGAGUAUAUCGGCACUGGAGUGCACAGGCUCCGUCAUUAUUUCCAAGGUGGAACUCUAAGAAGAAUACUAAGUGUAUGGAGUAUGGCUUCAAGUCUUGGACAAAGAAGGCUGUGUCUUCGUUGUACGGCGCUAUAUUAGCGAACAUCAAGACUAUAGCCUUAUUCCACGCCAUAACUACAUGUUUACUGGAGGCUAAGUUAAACUUCCAUGCGGGAGUUCGGCUGCAAGGAGCAGCUGGUAGGCUUCUACAAUCAUAG